AAACAUCACGUAGCAUGGACCGUAAACAUUCAAGAAGUCUCACUUUCCAGGGAGUCUUUCGUGUCCAUGUAGAAAUGUUGCUCUCGGCACAGACCUUUGUGGGACAGGUGUUGGUGAUCCUUGUCUUUGUCCUAAGCAUUGGGUCUCUUAUAAUCUAUUUCAUCAACUCCACUGACCCUUUUGGAAGCUGUUCUUCAUACCAAGACAAAACCAUCCCGAUUGAUUUGACUUUCAAUGCUUUCUUUAGUUUCUAUUUUGGAUUGAGAUUUUUGGCAGCUGACGACAAGGUCAAGUUCUGGUUGGAGAUGAAUUCGAUUGUAGACAUCUUUACCAUUCCACCAACCUUUAUUUCUUAUUAUUUGAAGAGUAACUGGCUAGGUUUAAGGUUCUUAAGAGCAUUGCGGCUGCUGGAACUCCCUCAAAUCUUGCAAAUUCUGAGAGCCAUCAGGACCAGCAAUUCAGUGAAGUUUUCCAAGCUGUUAUCCAUCGUUCUGAGCACCUUGUUCACUGCUGCAGGAUUCAUUCACCUGGUGGAAAAUUCUGGUGAUCCCUGGCUCAAAGGUAGAAAUUCACAGAAUAUUUCAUAUUUUGAGUCCAUUUACCUGGUCAUGGCAACGACGUCGACUGUCGGCUUUGGAGAUGUGGUAGCCAAGACAUCCCUAGGACGGACCUUCAUCAUGUUCUUCACCCUGGGGAGUUUGGUUCUGUUUGCGAACUGCAUCCCUGAAAUGGUGGAACUUUUUGGUAACAAGAGGAAAUACACCAGUUCCUAUGAAGUGGUCAAAGGAAAGAAGUUCAUUGUGGUCUGUGGAAACAUCACUGUGGACAGUGUGACGGCUUUCCUGAGGAAUUUCCUCCGCCAUAAGGCAGGGGAGAUCAAUACUGAGAUUGUUUUCCUGGGAGAGGUUCCUCCUUCUUUGGAAUUGGAAACCAUAUUUAAGUGCUACAUGGCCUAUACAACUUUCGUUUCUGGAUCUGCACUGAAGUGGGAGGAUCUGAGGCGAGUUGCGGUGGACUCUGCAGAAGCUUGCCUGAUUAUAGCCAACCCUCUGUGCAGUGAUUCACAUGCUGAAGACACUUCAAACAUUAUGAGGGUGCUCUCUAUCAAGAACUAUUACCCUAAUACCAGAGUCAUCAUACAGAUACUGCAGUCCCAUAACAAGGUUUUUCUGCCAAAGAUCCCCAGCUGGAACUGGAAUACUGGAGACAACAUCAUCUGCUUUGCUGAAUUAAAGCUCGGAUUUAUCGCCCAAGGCUGUUUGGUGCCAGGCUUGUGUACCUUUCUAACAUCUCUAUUUAUUGAGCAAAACAAGAAGAUCUGCCCUAAAGAGCCCUGGCAGAAACAUUUCUUCAGCGGCCUGAAGAACAAAAUCCUGACUCAACGCCUCUCUGAUGACUUUGCUGGAAUGAGCUUUCCUGAUGUUUGCCGGCUCUGCUUCGUGAAGAUGCACCUCAUGCUGAUAGCCAUCGAACACAAGUCCGUGUGUCACGGUUACUGUGGGCUGAUACUAAAUCCACCUGCUCAAGUUAAGCUCCGUAAGAACACACUAGGGUUCUUUAUUGCUGAAUCUGCAAAGGAUGUCAAAAGAGCCUUCUUUUACUGUGCCGUCUGUCACAGUGAUGUGUAUACGCCCGAGCUAAUUGGAAAAUGUAGCUGCAAAAGCAAGAAUCCUCGACACAAGACAGGGACAACAGUCACGGUGAUGAGAAACAGCGGAAGGGAACACUCUGGUCCAAAAACACAGGACUCCAGCCCAGCGACACCUAUGAGCAUGGCUAGCAACUUGAGCUUGACCACCAGGGCUUUUCUAUACGAAAUGGAGCGAGAGUCUGACCACCUUGAUAGCAGUGGCAUGUUUCACUGGUGCAAAGCCACCCCUUUGGACAAAAUGAUUCUGAAUCGAACUGAGAAGUCAAAACAUGAGUUUCGGAACCACAUUGUAGCGUGUGUCUUUGGAGAUGCCCACUCAACACUGAUGGGGCUUCGGAAUUUUGUAAUGCCAUUGAGAGCUAGCAGCUAUACCCGUCAGGAGCUGAAGGACAUUGUGUUCGUUGGGUCUCUGGAUUACCUGCAGAGAGAAUGGCGAUUUCUCCGGAAUUUUCCCCAGAUAUACAUUCUGCCUGGAUCUGCGCUCUAUUCUGGGGACCUCCAUGCAGUCAACAUAGAGGAGUGUUCCAUGUGUGCUGUCUUAUCCUCCCCAUCUAAGUCAUGCAGCAGCCCGACCUUGGUGGACACGGAGCCUAUCAUGGCCACACUCAACAUCAGAUCACUUCGGAUUAGCUGCUCAGCCCAGACACCCUCAGAGCCACGGUGUACUCGGUGCUUCAGUGACAAUCCCGGGAAGUCAAAGUACCGAAGGAUCCCCAUCCUCACGGAACUGAAAAAUCCUUCCAACGUGCACUUUAUUGAACAACUCGGCGGGACGGAAGGAGACCUCUCGGGAAUGAGCCUGCACCUCAGCACGUCCUUUGCCACCGGCACUGUCUUUUCCGGCAGCUUCUUGGAUUCCCUCCUGGCCACGGCGUUCUACAAUUACCAUGUUCUGGAAUUACUUCAGAUGUUGGUGACAGGAGGGAUAAGUUCUCAGCUGGAACAAUAUUUGGAUAAGGAAAAGUUCUGUGGGCCGAAUGACAGUUACUCUACCGUUUCACCUGGAAGAAUGCGGUGUAAGCUGGGGCUUCUGUCCUUAAACCAAACCAUUUUGUCAGACAUUCAACCAAGAAGGACCUUUGGGCAGAUAUUCUGCGGCUCGUUAGAUAACCUUGGAGUCCUGUGCCUCGGCUUGUACCGCAUGAUAGAUGAGGAAGAGCGCAACCCAGAGCACAAAAGGGGAGUGUAUGCUGGUGUAGAAGGCGCCGGCCACCGCCCAAGCACGAGGGCCAAAGCGACGUCAUUCUGUGUGAAAGAGACGGCCAGAGCUUAGGGCCCCCACAUGAAACAGAGGGUGCUGGGGAAGUAGGUAACAGUGUAGGAUCAGUAUAAAUAAUACGAAUGAACCCUGGUGAUUGGGAUCCAGGUAGUAUUGGCCAUGUAAGGAGAAGGGUUUCUCUGUCCCCAGUGAAAUCUGAAAUGCAGACCCAGAUUUUCAGUCAGGGUUCUUUUGUAACUUACCCCUCAUCGACGCCUGUGCGACUUUUUAAAGCCGAAAAGCCACUGUCCACACUGGGAAGAUUUACUUGUUCGCUGCCGGACUCGCUGGGUUUGUGAUCACCCGGCCAGAAAACGAGUUUAUGCUGCUGCCCUCGGAUCUUGUGUUUUGCACCAUCCCUUUCAGCACCUCCUGUUACAAAAAGGAUAUUUCACCUCCAAGUCCGUGUGAAAUUAUAAAUAUGGUGCCAC
Molecule: messenger RNA, 3340 nt
Organism: Lagenorhynchus albirostris (white-beaked dolphin)
Lineage: Eukaryota; Metazoa; Chordata; Mammalia; Artiodactyla; Delphinidae
Gene: KCNU1
Product: potassium calcium-activated channel subfamily U member 1
Exons: 26
Coding region: 15-2924 (969 amino acids)
Biological process (GO): potassium ion transport; transmembrane transport; reproductive process
Cellular component (GO): membrane
Molecular function (GO): monoatomic ion channel activity
Source: RefSeq, a predicted model, not a curated record